CCAAGCAGUCUCCCAUUUUGCGCAUUAAUCGAGAGCUCGCCGUAGAAAUAAUCCACAGUCGUAAUUUGACAUUUGCGAAAACAAAAGCGAUUGAGACGCGAUUGAAAAAUAACAGAAAAUCCAAAUACCGACGUACAAAAAUACAAAGUCAUUCAAAAUAUGAAGACAGUGUGUCAGUAGUAUAUAGUAUGUACUAUAUAUUUCGUUGUAUUUAUGUACAAUAUAAAAUCAAAUUCAAUUAAAAGUGCAAGCGAAAUUUGAUAGCGAAUGAAAUUUUGUGACUAAUUUUGAGUGAAGUUUUUCCAUCAAAAUAUUUCUUGAAGAAAUUCCGUCGUUUUUAAGAAGGGAAAUUUAAAACUGAAAUCAUACGCGAUGUCACGUGGGUCAAAUAUGUCAAUUUGUUGUUGUUAUUAUAAAUUGUUAUUGCUUUUAUGGACAGCUUAUGCGAUGACUGUGGCCAUGGCGAGUCCCGCUUAUCGCGCUAGCUUCAAUUACGGCAAGUGCACUGAUGCUGAAACCGGACGCGAACUAUACGUCGGCGAGGCCUUCACACGGCCGGGACAAUGUAUACGAGUACAGUGUUUAGGUACACUGCAACUUUGGCAAGACAGAUGUGAAGUGCCCAAACUAGAGGGUAAUUGCUCCGCAAUACCACCGGCCAAUGAAUUUUUGGACUAUCCGAACUGCUGUCCACUGUAUAUGUGCAAAAUGGUUGUGUUGGGUGAAACGGAUACGGUUGAUGAGACUCGUACAUACAAUCAGUAUGGUGACUUAAUAAAAGUGGAUAUAAAACAAAUAUUCAGUGUUGGACCAGCGAAAGGAAACAUACCAGGCGCUGGUAUAAGAAGAGAAUUUGCAAUUUAAAAAAUAUUGUAUUUCUAUUAUUAAUUAUUCUGUAUGAUAUUUGUAAUAUAUAAUAUAAGCGUGUUGUAUGAAAACUAUUUACUUAAUUGCAAGUAAAGCUAAGAGUAAGUUUCGAAAA
This is a messenger RNA of Ceratitis capitata (Mediterranean fruit fly), 982 nucleotides long. RefSeq lists its product as uncharacterized. Lineage: Eukaryota; Metazoa; Arthropoda; Insecta; Diptera; Tephritidae. The record is from RefSeq and is a predicted model, not a curated record. The coding region runs from base 373 to 864 and encodes 163 amino acids. The transcript has 3 exons.